AUGCAUGUUCUAAUCAUCGGUGGUAGCGGCCGGACCGGCCAGCUGACGAUUGUAGAGCUUCUUCGUCGAGGACACCAAGUGACAGCAUUGGUGCGAAACCCCUCUGCAAUGAAACAGCAACUUGGCCUGAAACUUGUGCAAGGGACUCCGACCAGCAGAGAUGAUGUGUGGGCUGCAUUCCACAUCGAUGUUCCGGACGUGGUUAUUGUAACCCUCAAUUCUCCUCGAGCUUCCGACAGCCCAUUUGCUGCCCCGAUUUCACCGCCGCGUCUCAUGGCUGACUGCAAUAAUAAUGUCAUUUCGGCCAUGAAAGAAUUUGGGGUCAAGAAGGUCGUCAUUCUACAAGCAUUCGGUGUGGGGGAUUCCUGGAAGAACAUGAAUUGCGCCUUGCAACUGUUGAUGAAGAAGUCCAAUAUGAUCUACCAGUACGAGGACCAUAACCACACGGAUCGCGAAGUACGAGCAAGUGGUAUCGACUUUGUCCUCGUCCGUCCGUCACGACUGGUGGAUACCGACGUCCGGGAGGUAAAGUUCUGGCCACAAGAUGGCAAAGGGGUUCCACUGAUGGCUAGCACCAGUCGUGUAAGCGUCGCCGGUUGGCUAGUGGAUGCCGCGGAAAGGACUGACUGGGAUAAUACUGCCCCAGUGAUUACGAAUUAG
This is a messenger RNA of Aspergillus bombycis, 660 nucleotides long. RefSeq names its product TrkA-N domain dehydrogenase. The transcript is spliced from 3 exons. The record is from RefSeq and is a predicted model, not a curated record. Bases 1 to 660 code for a protein of 219 amino acids. Lineage: Eukaryota; Fungi; Ascomycota; Eurotiomycetes; Eurotiales; Aspergillaceae.